CAGGUGACUGUCUGCAGACAGAACAUGGCUGACCUGUCAGAAGACCAAUGAGGGAAAGGCCAAAUUUUGCAUAAUCGAUCUUAUUUUUUUUCUUCCCUUCCGACCGCAGUUGUCCGUCGUGGGCAGCGCUUGACAGGAGGUGUUGAAGAUGAGUGCUUUGCCAGAUGGAAUGGCGAAUGGCCCAAGCAGGAGUGAGGCUUUUAGCAAAGAUGCACAGGUUUGGGAGAGACCGUGGAGUCUGGAGGAGAUACGACAGCACAGUGCCAACUGGUCCUUAGCGGCUGACUCAGGGCUCUUCCUCUGCCUGCAAGACUUCUCUCAGAGAAUGUUGUCGAAGACACAUGAGAUCGAAAAGCAGUUGGACAGCCUCAUCCGGGACACCAAGGCCACGGACAGCCGCCUGCACUCUGUCUUCAAUGACUUUCUAAUGCUUUCUAACACGCAAUUUAUAGAAAAUAGAGUUUAUGACGAGGAAGUGGAGGAGACCCUCCCCAAAGCCGAUGCUGCAGAGAAGCAGCCAGAGCAGGAGAAGACUCGAGAGCAGAAAGAGGCAGAGUUGAUCCCCAAGAUGCAGGAAGCUGUGAGCUACGGUCUGAGAGUGCUGGAGUCAGCCUUUGAGCAUCUGGACAUCAAAGCAGGGAACUCUGACUCCGAGGACGAGGAAAUCCCGGACAGACUAGAGGCCAUCCUGGAACCCAAGGAUCUCUAUGUGGACAGGCCGCUUCCGUAUCUGAUUGGCUCGAGAGCCUUCAUGGAGCAAGACGACGUAGGACUUGGUGACCUGUCGAGCGAUGAAAUGUCAGUUGACAGCGACAGGGACAGCGUCGUCGACAGUGAAGACGACCAAGACGAAAUUCAUUCCGACGAUGACCUUUCCCAGGAAGAGCAUGAAGCUCGCAAUAAUAUCCAAAAGAAGUCGUCAAUGGUUAGUUUUGAAGAGGACGACGAAGAGGAGGAAGAGGAUUCAGAUUUAUUUGAAAAAUCUGACGAAGAUGAAGAUGUUGCAAAGAACGCAGGUCCUUCGUCAUUCACUGAUGAGUUAGCCGCCCGAAUCAAAGGGGAGCCACUUGCCCGGCCUGAGGGAGAUCGUGCCUCGUUGGCAUCUAAGAAGAAGACUAAAAGCAGAAAAGAACCAAAACCUACAAAGCCAGAGGCUGCUGAGGAGGACAGCGACGAUAUGUUUAAGCCUCCCAAGAUGGAGGAUCAUUAUGAUGACGAUGACGACGACGACUUCUCCCCAUUUGGAGGAAAGAGUGGCCUCUUCAGCGGAGGAAAGGGCCUCUUUGACGACGACGACGAGGGGGAUCUUUUCUCUGACGCACCAAAACCUGCCUUGGAGGAGAAAAGGGUAGCGAAUAAAAACGUGAAAAGCCCAACUCAGACUGCAGAAUCACUCAAAGCUGAUAAAAAGAUUCCAGCGGGUGCGGUAUCAAUAUUUCCAGGUAACAGCCUGUUUGGUUCUGGACAAAGCUCCGACUCAGAGGAGAGAAAAUUGAACGGGACCAAAGCAGCUCCCAAACACACGCCCACAGGACUCGCUGGCGCUGGAGCCGGGGGGCUGUUUGAUGAUGACGACGAUUUCUUUAGCGCCGUACAGGAGAAGCCGAAACCUAAAACUCCAAUCGACCUUUUUGACGAUGAAGACGAUGAGGAUGGUGACAUAUUCGGUGGCAAGCACAACGCGGCGACUCCAGCUCAAAGCAAGCGGGAGGUCGAGGAGGAGAAAGACAAGCCUCCGGAGAAAAAGAUGCCAGCGGGGGCCAUCUCCAUGUUCGGCCCCGCAACGAAAAGCCUGCUCAGCGAGGGCUUGAAAAAGCGGCAGCAGUCUACCAGCGAGGACUCUGAGAAAUCCGAAGAGGUUGCUCCUGCUGCUGAUGUUGGAAAAGCUCUAGCCAAGCCGACUGAAAAACCUCUCAGCACGAGCCUGUUCUCUGAUGAUGAAGAGCCUCAGCUAUUUCCAGGUAUCACUAAGAGCCAAUCUAAGCCAGAACCUACACACAUGGGCAAAACCAACAAGUCCGCCCUGUCAUUGUUUGAUGAUGAGGAAGAAGAGGAUCUGUUUGCAUCUGCAGCCAAAUCUAAAGGCAAACCUUCUCAAGCUAAAGUCUCUGUACCACAGCCCACCAAAGCCAGUCCCAGCUCCCUCUUCAGUGAUGACGAGGAUCAGUGGAUAUAUUCAAAAAGUAGCUCCUCAAAGGCAGACACUCAAACAGGAGGAAUAAAAACCAGCGCCAGUGCCCCAUCCAAUCUCCCAAAUACUAAAAUAACUCAGAAUAGCAGUCUGUUUAACGACAAGGGUGAUGGUGAUGACGACGACGACCUGUUUGCCCAGACAAAGACGUCAAGCCAGAAGAAGACCCAGAGGGUUGCUUUGCUGUUUGAAGAUGACGGAGAUGAUGAAGGAAAAGAGUCUCUGUUUGACGAUAAACCUGCAUUUCCCACAAACAAUGCAGCUCCAUCUAAAACGCCAGUUGCCUCUCCGCAGUCCCCCUUAAAGUCAGAGGAGGUUCUGGUUUUUGAGAGCCCUGCAAAGGACAAACCACAAGUGCAGCCGAAACCAGCUGAGAAGAAACCCGAUCCGCUGCCGACUUUGCCAUCACAGGAGAGCGCCGAGAUCAGGAAGAACCCCGCCGGAGCAGUGAGUCUGUUCGGUGGCAUCGACGUUCUCAGCAGCAAGCAGCAGACCAAGGGCCCUCUGGACGACGACGACGACCAGGAUGACAUCUUCCUCUCUAAAGGCAGCCCACCGCCAAUGUUUAACGCUGAGAAAAAGAAGGAAGAGAAGGGCAAAACAAAAACUGUCAGCCUAUUUGAUGAGGAUGAAGAAGACGAAUCCGACUGGAACAAUCCAAUAUUCACGGCCAGUAAGCCCACCACGGCAGGAAAGACGGCAAAGCCCACAGAGGAACAGCAGCAGAAAAAGAGCACUGGGGUGUUCCAGGACGAAGAGCUGCUGUUCAGUCAGACGCAGCAGAAGGACAACGACCCCGACGUUGAUCUCUUUGCAGCCGCCACAAAAACUGAGAGCUCUAAGGUCAGUUCGGUGAAGACAGUAGCACCAAAUCUGUUUUCAGAUGAUGACGAAGAUGACAUUUUCGGCUCUGUCAAGGCAGCAGCUCCACCUCCGAAAGUAGCAAAGAAACCAAGCAAACCUCUUGAAAAAGCACCACUUGCAAGCCCAGAUCCUGUUUCAGAGAUUCAGAAACCAGCAACAAGCCCUGUAAAACCUAAAGAUUCCUCAUCAAGGAUUGGGAAACUUCAAGCCAGUCUGAUGAUCAAUCCUGCUGCUUUGCUCCCUGGUGCUGUUUCCAGCAUGUCAGGGACUCUCAGCUCUUCCUCCGGGGUAUCCAGCUCCAGCCUGAGCCCCAGCCCUGCUUCAACACCCAUAGGAGGACAUGAGGAGAGUCGAGGCGGGGUCAGCUUUGAUACGCCGGUCCAGGUCUCAACUCUGCAGAGUGCACACAAGGACCGUGCCAAAGGCUCAGCUCUUCGCAGACCCCAGUCCAGAGCGGCGAGGCAGCAGGCGGCCAAAAAGUCGAUGGGGGACACGGAUCAGAGCCAAGGGGAUGUUUUUGGGCAAAAUCUCAGCGUUUCCAGUUUGGUGCUACCCCCAUCGAAAAAGCCCAGCCUCUCCCCCAUUACCGCCACUCCACCUGACUCAUCUGAAGUUUCAAGCUCACCAAUGCUCUUGCCUCCACAGCCUUCUUCUUCCUCUCAUAGCUCCUCCAGACCCUCUGAGCUGUCAUUGCCAGUAUCGACAAAUGCAGGCACGAGAGACUCCAGUAAGGACGGCAGCAGUGCGAAGACCCAACCACCAUUAGAGGAAGAUGACAUCUUUGGCUCGGACAGCCUCUUCGGGCCUAAAACAGUCGCUAACAAGCCCUCCCCAAGAGGUACCACCAAGCCCAGUGAUCAACAGGCCAGUAGCGGGGCAGGACUGAAGGACAAAGAUCCCAGCACCCUCCCAUCCAUUUUUGAUGACCACACCGAUGACUUGUUCCGAGAUGUUAAGUCGCAAUCGGCGACGAAGAAAGCUAAGGCCUUGCCCUUUAUGGAAGACGAUGACGAGGACCUAUUUGGGCUCAACAGCAGUGCCACCGCCGCAUCCAAAACUAAUAAGGACAUCAAGAAUGGCAGUAGUUUUUCAAAACAGGCCAUUUUCCAGGACGAAGUCGCCACCGUGCCUAAAGUUGACAAGAAGCUGAAGGAGAAAAGCGUCGAUGCUGCCUUGUUUGACAGUGUGGACAUUUUUGCUGACCUGACAGACACUUUUAAACCAAGACAGAAGUCCAAGUUAAAGGGAGAGACCAAGUCGAUAUUUGAUGACGACAUGGAUGACAUAUUUACAACAAGCACAGCAAAGCCAGUGCAGAAGGCUCCAGAUAAAUCAAAGAAAACUCCACCAGCCAAGGAGACCAGUACUGCACCGGAGACCAGCAACAUAUUUGAUGACCCUCUUAAUGCUCUGGGUGGGAACUAAUUUCUUGGAGUGGCCUGGAGUUUGUACAAUUGUGGAUUUAUUUUUUUUUGCUUCAACAUCAAGCGAUCAAGAAAAGAUAUCUGACGCAAUGUUGAUAGAAUAUUUAUUGCGAUAAAAUCAUAUCAUUAUGUGGCUUAUUUUUCUUCUGAAAAAGACUGUAAUUAGUACGAUUGCAUUCAUCUUUGAACAGAGUUUCCAAAAGGUAUCUUGGCAUCAUAGUUAAUAUAACUGUUUAGUCUUUAUAAUACAUUGUAGCACUUUACGAGCAUACAUUAUGCUUAAUCUCAAGGCCUGCAGAAAUUAAAUUGUUUUGUUUGAUUUGAAUUGUUUGGCUUUGCCACGUGAUAUGUCGUGUCUUUAGGUUUGUGCCAUAUCAUUCUUACUGUCUUAGUCAUUUUUGACAAUGUUUUUAUUAAGAAUUUCAUCCAUUUCCUAACUUUGACGGCGGUGAUAAAGACGAUGCUUUUUUUAAAUGACUAAAAUGAAACAUAUUUUAUCUGAA
This is a messenger RNA of Fundulus heteroclitus (mummichog), 4982 nucleotides long. RefSeq names its product WASH complex subunit 2C (gene washc2c). Lineage: Eukaryota; Metazoa; Chordata; Actinopteri; Cyprinodontiformes; Fundulidae. The record is from RefSeq and is a predicted model, not a curated record. The transcript has 31 exons. Gene Ontology annotation, biological process: protein localization to endosome; retrograde transport, endosome to Golgi. Bases 149 to 4480 code for a protein of 1443 amino acids. Gene Ontology annotation, molecular function: retromer complex binding; phosphatidylinositol phosphate binding. Gene Ontology annotation, cellular component: WASH complex; early endosome.